AUGGCAGAACUUUCAGUUUGCAGGAUUCGUGGCCAUGGUAUCGGCAAUGGCACGAACAAGCUUCUUGAUCAGCCCUACUCACAUUCAAGAGUUCAAAAGUCACUAUUUUUGGCCUUUCUCAUACUCCUUCCCACCAUAGUUUCCGGUGAAUGUACAUGUGAUGAUGAAGAAGGAGGUCAUAACAAGAGCAAAGCACUUAUAUACAAACUGAUCGCCAUAGCCACAAUCCUCGUAGCCGGUGCAAUCGGUGUGUGUCUUCCAGUAUUGAGCAAGACCAUACCGAGUUUAAGUCCCGAUAGGGAUUUAUUUUUCGUCAUCAAAGCUUUUGCAGCGGGUGUCAUUCUAGCAACUGGGUUUAUACACGUGCUUCCUGAUGCUUUUGAUCACUUGACAUCGCCGUGUUUGAAUGCGAAUCCAUGGCAGAACUUUCCGUUUACAGGGUUCGUGGCCAUGGUAUCGGCAAUGGGUACUCUUAUGGUUGAUACCUAUGCUACUUCUUACUACAAGAAAUCACACUUGAACAAAGCAAGGACCGAUGAAGAGAUGGUAGCUGUUGGGAUGAUGAUGGUCAUGUUCAUGUCCACACGCAUGCCACAAAUGGUCAUGCCCAUGGAUUGA
This is a messenger RNA of Ilex paraguariensis (yerba mate), 618 nucleotides long. The record is from the annotation of a GenBank genome assembly. Lineage: Eukaryota; Viridiplantae; Streptophyta; Magnoliopsida; Aquifoliales; Aquifoliaceae.